GUCCCAAUUCAACUGUCAGAAGAAAAACAGAGUCGAGGGGAGGGUUAUCAGCCGCCUGACAGAACCCAAUUGUCUAUUUGCUAUGAGAAGGAUUUUCAUAGCAAGUAAACAGAAACUCCUACGUUUUAUAUUGUGAUAAACAAUGGCUAUAUUCGAGUGGCGCAAGUUCAAUUUUUUCGAUCUCAGCCAAGGGGCAGACAAUGGAAGACUUCAGGAAGCUAUAAAGGAUGCCGAAAUUACGUGCGCAACUAAUGGUAAAAAUCAAAUUAUCAUUUGUGAUUCAUAUGGGUGGAUCCAUGUAGUGUACAGGAACUGGGAUUUCACAUCGUUCAAGGGACAUGAUUCACCCAUCGCGCUCUGCACCUUAUCCAUUCAAAACAAUCUACUCGUGACGAUUUCGAGCGACGACAAUGGCGACGUGCCUGUCUACAAGGUCUGGAACCUCAUGAAAAUUACAAAGACAAACGGUGCUCCUUGUUUAAGGACUGUAAAGGCCGCGUUGCAAAAACCCACUUCAAUUGCCGUCACGGAAAAUGGACAAUUUUUAGCGAUUGGAUUCGACCGAGGAGGGAUAUCGUUGUAUAGAGGAGAUAUAGGACGCGAUCGAUCGAAAACACUAAAAACCUUAUCGAGUGGCACAAGCGCUAUUACUGGAAUUGCAUUCAAACAACUCUCCAAAGUGGUGAAUAUGUUCGUUUGCUCUGACUCUGGAGUGUUGGUCUACUGUCUCCAGAGCAAAGAUAGAGAGACCAAAAUUGUUUUAGACAAAACCUAUGCUCCUGCUCGUUGCUGUGCUUUGCAGAGUAUUCAGGGUGGAAAUGAGUCGAACUUCAUGGUCGGAAGGGAUGAUGCUAUAUACUGCUACACAGUGGAUGGAAGAGGGCCUUGUUACGCUCUGGAUGGACAAAAAUGCAUCAUUCAAUGGUUUCGAACACAUUUGCUAACAAUAACGAAAUCGACGAAAAACAUUUUGCCUUCACAAAAAGAAUUCACCCUCACCGUUAUCGACAUUCAAAAUAAAUUCAUUGUUUAUACGACUACCAUUGAUGCGGUUGCUGCGAUUCUGAUUGAGUUCGGAACUUGCUACAUAGUCACGAAAACCAAAGAAGUCUACCAUUUAGAUGAAAAGGAUUUGCAAAGUAAAUUGAAUCUUUUAUUCAAGAAAAAUUUAUACGACAUUGCGAUCCGCAUUGCAAAAAAUCAACAGUACGAUGCGGAAGGUUUGGCAGGAAUUUUCAAACAAUAUGGGGAUCAUUUAUAUGGAAAGGGCAACUAUCAAGGUGCUGUUGAACAAUAUAUUAAAACGAUUGGGUAUCUGGAACCGUCGUAUAUAAUUCGGAGGUUUUUAGAUUCAAGACAUAUUAGUUACCUAACUGAUUAUCUAGAAGCUUUGCAUAAGCAGGGUCAAGCGACUGCUGAUCACACCACUUUAUUGUUGAAUUGUUUCACUCGGCUGGAUUUUACAGAUAAGGUAAUUGGUACUUAUCACCGUCUGUUCAACUAUUAUAAACUAAAAAUUGGUUUUCAGCUUAAGGAUUUCCUAUCGAACGAUGGGAACCCCGAUAUAAUCUUCGAUUUAGACGUUGCAAUUAAAGUUUGUCGUAAUGCUUCAAUUGAUCUGGCACUCUCCCUAGCAAAACGCAAUCAGAAGCAUGACCAUAGUAUCAGCAUUCUUUUAGAAGAAAUGCAUGCCUACGAAGAGGCUUUGGAAUAUAUUUCGAAUCUUCCUCUUAAUUGUGCGGAGAAAAGUUUAAGAAAAUAUGGUAGUAUCCUUAUGGAGCAUAGUCCAGAUCACACGACAGAGCUGCUAAAGAAGCUGUGCACAAAUUAUAGGCCAAAAGGGAGUCCAACAAUGAUGAUAAUGGAGUCAGUACCCUAUGAUAAAUUAGAACGUGCUAAUGCGGAGGAUUUUAUACAGCUUUUCGUUAAACAUUCCGACAAGUUAAUAGAGUUCCUUGAACAUUUGGUAGCAAAUGUGACGACCUGUAGUGGAGCAAUUUAUAAUACACUCAUUGAAUUAUAUUUGAAACAAUGGCAAGAAGACAAAAGUGUGGAGGACAGAUUGCUAGAUAUUCUGAAAACAUAUGAUGACGUCUACGAUAGGGACCAUAUUUUAGUUUUAUGCAGGAUGGUAAAUUUCUUGCCUGGGAUCUUAUGGCUCUACGAGGAACAGAAAUUAUACCAUCUGGUGGUUCGUUAUCACUUAAAGAAUCGAGAUUAUAAUGGACUGAUAAGCACAUGCAAACGUCUGGGAUCAAAUCAGCCAUCAUUGUGGCUGCAAGCUCUUACAGGAUUACGGGAUGAUGAUAAGGCUCCACCAACGUUACUUUUACAAGUUCUAAAUGUGAUUGCUUCUGAAAAGCUUCAAUCGCCUCUUCAAGUAUUAAAUUGUUUGGCAGUGGAGAAUGGACCCAAUCUUCUACACGUGCGAGAUUAUUUCUUACAGGUUUUUAAGAAAGAGGAGGAGAAAACGAGACAGGACGAGAAGGAUGUAGAGGCACUUAAGGCGGAUUUAAAUACAUUGAAGAACCAUAUUGAUAACAUGCGUUACAACCCAAUUGAAUUUCGGAGCACCAUUUGCAAUGCUUGUCAGCAACCUCUAUCUAUGCCAGCGGUUUAUUUCAUUUGCCAGCACUCAUUCCAUCAAGACUGCAUUCGAACCUAUUCGGAGAGUGAAAAAGAUUGCAGUGUGUGUCAUGCACGGAAUUCACAAUUGUCCGAAGCCCUUUGUGCUCAGAAUGAAGCUCGCAAUCAGCAUGAUACUUUCCACAAUAUUUUAGACCGAUCACAUGAUCCUUUCUCGGUAGUAGCAGAGUAUUUUGGUCGAGAGCUCUUUAAUAAUAUUCUAAUUGUGGAUGAGCCAGAUAAUAAUGAGAUAAACCAGAACACGAUUCAGCCGGUAAAGCCUACAAUACCCACCAAGGAAUAUGGUGCUGGUGCAGAAGCGAAAUUGCGCCUACAAGAAGGAAAUAAAUCUGGAAAACCAAACAUAAUAAACAUUCCCGGAGAGGGACGUUUACGCUUAGAGGAGUCACAAAAAUACUCAUCGUCGUUUAUUGAGCCAUCUCAAAUUACCAUUCCCAUUGAAAUGAAUAGAAAAUUAAAUGAAAGUCCACGAAUCACUCCACGGGCUAGUCCAAAGUUGCAAGAACCAAUACGCGAUAAACAACUAAAGCAAUAUACAGUUCAACGAAAUGAUCCUGCUAAAGUCAAUAUUACUAAUCCGUUCGAAUAUGAUGAUACGAAAAAUCCUUUUGCCGAAGAAGACAGUGAGGAUGAUGCCUUGAAGGGUGCUGCAAGAGGACCAGUCAAGGAAUAUGAUAGUAAUCUUAAUCCCUUUGAAUAGGUACCCAUAUGUGAUUAGACAAUAAAUAAUACGUAUUAAUUAUAUAUCGCUUGAAUAAAAGGAAAUAUAAUAAAA
This is a messenger RNA of Hermetia illucens (black soldier fly), 3421 nucleotides long. It is a transcript of the gene Vps11, whose product is annotated as vacuolar protein sorting-associated protein 11 homolog. Gene Ontology annotation, cellular component: HOPS complex; endosome. Gene Ontology annotation, biological process: endosome organization; vesicle-mediated transport; vacuole organization. Bases 143 to 3346 code for a protein of 1067 amino acids. Gene Ontology annotation, molecular function: protein binding; protein-macromolecule adaptor activity. The record is from RefSeq and is a predicted model, not a curated record. The transcript has 17 exons. NCBI's taxonomy places the organism in Eukaryota, Metazoa, Arthropoda, Insecta, Diptera, Stratiomyidae.